This is a messenger RNA of Trichophyton rubrum CBS 118892, 905 nucleotides long. RefSeq lists its product as uncharacterized. The record is from RefSeq and is a predicted model, not a curated record. The transcript has a single exon. Bases 79 to 420 code for a protein of 113 amino acids. Lineage: Eukaryota; Fungi; Ascomycota; Eurotiomycetes; Onygenales; Arthrodermataceae.
CCCCCGCUGACCGACUGACCGACUUGAUAUUGAUCAUCUCUUCUCUUGUUCUUGCUCUCACUCUCGAAUGACGGAUGGAUGCUUGCUCUACUGUCUAUUUUUUACCUCCUUUUCUUUUUGCUUCAUACCACUUGGGUUUUUUUUCUUCUUUCCUGCUUUGCUUUGCUCCGGAUGCAUGUUCACGUUCACGUUUAUCGGAGUUCAGGCUGCUUUUUGCUUCUUCUUCUUCUUCUUCUUCCUGCUUUCCUUUCCUCAAGACCAAGAUCAAGACUGUGUUUGGUUCUGCAAGUUAUACAUACAUCUCCCCUUCUGCGCGUGGCCUGCCUAAUACCUCUUUCUGCCUGUCAGCCUGCUUUUAACUCUUGCUUUGCCGCGUUCACUCUUGCUUUUCCUGCACCGCACAAACUAAUGAUGACUUGACGCUGAGCUGCCCCUGCCUAACUACCCUAACGCACCCAUUACAGUCGGGCAUGUCGGAGGAGGUAUACCGAAUAUCCCUAGAUAUCACAUCUAUCCCCCCACCCCCUUUUAGACCGAUUGUACAUUACUCUCUCCCCUGGGCGGCACUUUUGUCCCUUUUCUGCCUCUUUUUUAUUUCUCUUUCUGAUCUGGCGUUUGCAUAGCGUGGUUUUAUCUUCUUCUUCUUCUUCUUCGUCCUUUCUUUUACGCUCUUCUGGCUGGCUUCUCUUGUCUUCUCUGGAUGUCUCGUUCUUGCUUAGCUGUUGGGCUCAAAAGAAAAUAAAAAAUAACUUGUUUGGUUGAUCGUCAAGUAAACACGUAAAUCCAUCUAUCAGUAAAUCAUCGCAGAAAUAAAGCACAAGUAGAUAUCUCAUCAUAUCCAUGUUAUGCUGCUGUUGUUGUUGUUGUUAUGUUGAUGUUGUUGUUUUAGCCCCAAAACCUGCCUU